GGUAAAUCCAGAUUGACUCAGGGCUUGUAGAUGAUCGACGAAUAAAAGUAGUGAACGAAUAGGUGACUCGUGUCUUUUUCCAUUUCAAUUCGUUACUAUGAAAUCUACGAUAAAUAUAAUUAUUUUAACGAUUACGUGUGUAAUAGAAUAUGGGUAUGGACAAAAGAACAAUUGUGGUUUGAACAAAUUUAAGUGUAAAAAUGGAAAUUGUAUAGCAAGUGAAUUGUUGUGCGAUGGGCGACCAGAUUGUGAAGAUCAAUCUGACGAAACCUUUAUAGAAUGCAGCAAACCUGAGAUUAAGUGUCCUGGAUAUGCAUUUCGAUGUGCAUACGGUGCAUGUGUAGACGGAGACUCUCCUUGCAAUGGAGUGAAAGACUGCUUCGAUAAUAGCGACGAAACAUUGUCCAGAUGUUUAGGUACUCAGUAUAAUACAUCCACAUGUUCAUCGAAUCAAUUCGGCUGUGAUAAUGGACAAUGCAUAUUUGCAAGUAGUUUAUGCGAUGGUACUCCCGAUUGUUCAGAUAAUUCGGACGAAACGUUUAUUCAAUGUGGAUCAAUCCUUUGCUCGCAGUUAUUCUUCCGUUGUCAUUACGGUGCCUGUAUUGACAAUGACUUGAAAUGUAACGGAGUGAUAAAUUGUGCAGAUGGUUCGGAUGAAGAUCCAAGAACAUGUAGGGAUGAUACAGAAACUACUACGAAAAGAUUCGAACCACCUGUGACACCUCCUUGGACUCCUAAACCUACAAGACAGUUUUGUAGUGCACCACAGCAACCAGAAAAUGGUUAUUGGAAAUUACAUAAAUCACAAUGUUCUACGGGAGAAAAUUGUGAUAUCGAACAGGGUAUCGAAUUACAACUGGGGGCGUAUUUAGUUUAUACGUGUAGACCGGGUUACAAAAUCAGAGGCUCCCCUGAUGUAGUUUGCGGUGUGGGAGGUAAAUGGUUAAACAUUCCGAUUUGCACAGAAAUACGUUGCAAAUCUUUGUUUUCAUCUUCGGUCAAUGCACAAUGUAAAUAUGAUGAUGUAGAUGUGCCAUGUGACUCUGCUCGGCCACGUACACGGGCACAAUUAUCGUGCCGCAAUAGUUAUCGUCCAUUAGACAUAACAUCUCCCUUACAUUUGCCAAUUAGAUGUAACGAAAAUGGUCAAUGGGAACCAGAGCCGAUACGUUGUAUCCCAGAAUGUGGUGUUACUCCUCCAGACACUACGCCUCUUAUUGUGCAUGGGACUCGGCCUAAUAUUACUGAGUUUCCAUGGCACGCUACACUUUAUAGAGCAGACACACCAAACGCGAGCAAAGAAUUUAUUUGUGGCGCGACAAUUAUUCACGAGAGACUUUUAAUAACAGCAGCACAUUGUGUUUACAUUGAACGUAACAAGAGGUUAGACGAUCCUUCAAAAUAUUACAUAGCAACGGGUAACAUUUUCAGAGAGUACGAUUCCCCUGCUCAUAAUCCGUUGAUCGUAAAGAAGGCGCAGGUAAAAAAAAUAUACAUUGUUUGCAACUACUUGGGUCUGGAGGGAAAUUACGCUGGAGAUAUAGCUGUGUUAGAAAUCAGAGAACCAUUCGUAUUUUCGUAUCUGUUGCUACCGGUGUGUUUGGACAUUUUCGAUCAAGUUGAAUUAGAAGCGGGAGUUUACGGGAAAAUAGCAGGAUUUGGUAGAACUGCGGUUGGAUCGUCCAGUGCUGUCUUGCAAUCACUUACGGUGCCAUAUGUUCCUUUGAAUCAAUGCAUAUCAUCGAGCAUUGCUUAUGAGACUGAACGAUACAUUACUAUCGAUAAGUUUUGUGCAGGUUAUACAAAUGGAUCGUCAGUUUGCGAUGGUGACAGCGGCGGCGGAUUAGUUUUUAGAAGAGGACAUUUGUGGUAUUUGAAAGGCAUUGUUAGUGUUAGUCUUGGUGUAGCGAUAUCAGGAGCCAGUACAACUUGUGCCACAACUUCGUAUUCCCUAUACACAAAAGUAUCUCGUCAUAUGUCAUGGUUACAAGAUAUUAUUCUUAGAUUGCAAACACAAAAACCAUUUUUCUCGUGCCCUACAACAUAUUAAUUUUGAGUAUAGAAAAUAAUACGUAUUUUACGUGAUUAAAUUAUAUUUCAAAAGAACGCAUUUAUAUAUACAAUACGCUAAUACAUAUUAUUUUACUAUAAGUACUUUUUAUAUACGAAACAAUUUAAAA
Colletes gigas is the source of this 2180-nucleotide messenger RNA. RefSeq names its product modular serine protease-like. Bases 98 to 2050 code for a protein of 650 amino acids. The record is from RefSeq and is a predicted model, not a curated record. Gene Ontology annotation, molecular function: protein binding; serine-type endopeptidase activity. Gene Ontology annotation, biological process: proteolysis. The transcript has 8 exons. NCBI's taxonomy places the organism in Eukaryota, Metazoa, Arthropoda, Insecta, Hymenoptera, Colletidae.